AUGGAGGAAACCGUGAGUCGCGAGCUCGACCGUCUUGAGGAGUUGAAUGUCACCACUCCUGUAACUACUGCCGAAUGGGCAGCUCCAGUGGUCGUCGUGCGCAAAGCCAACGGAUUUGUUCGCGUUUCAGUGUUCUUGGAUGACAUCAUCAUCGGAGGUCCAUCCGAGGCGGAGCACGACGCAGCCGUAGUACAAGUUUUGAAUCGGAUCCAGAACUACGGGUUCACACUGCGAGUGGAAAAAUGCCACUUCAGGGUUAACCAAAUUAAAUAUUUGGGCCACAUUAUCGACAGCCAUGGAUUACGGCCUGAUGCGCAGAAGGUUGAAGCUAUUCGCAAGUUGCCGGAGCCAAUAAAUUUAACCGAAUAUCAGGCGCACAUUUCGACUGAUUCAAAUCCUGGCCGACCUACGAUUGAUGGUGCCUACUUGUGCAACGUGUGCGUACUGCGUACGGCGGCCGAUGCCAAGCAGGUCAAUGAGCAACUCGCGUUAGAAAAGAAGGUGGCCAUACUGUCCAAGAGCUUCAUGGGACUCGAGGUGGCUGCCUAUUGCGUGAACUGUCUUCUGGCGAUUAUCACACUGAAUAUGAAAGAAGCGGCUUGUAACGUGAAGCACGUAGUAAAGAUCGAUAUGUACCAUGUUCUGUUGAUCCUGAUCGUGAACCGAUGUGCGAAGAGUGAUAUGUAG
This is a messenger RNA of Anopheles arabiensis, 687 nucleotides long. RefSeq lists its product as uncharacterized. NCBI's taxonomy places the organism in Eukaryota, Metazoa, Arthropoda, Insecta, Diptera, Culicidae. The coding region runs from base 1 to 687 and encodes 228 amino acids. The record is from RefSeq and is a predicted model, not a curated record. The transcript is spliced from 3 exons.